Molecule: messenger RNA, 1635 nt
Organism: Rhagoletis zephyria (snowberry fruit fly)
Lineage: Eukaryota; Metazoa; Arthropoda; Insecta; Diptera; Tephritidae
Product: mucin-2-like
Cellular component (GO): extracellular region
Molecular function (GO): chitin binding
Source: RefSeq, a predicted model, not a curated record
AUGGCCGUCACCAGCGCCACCAGUUUGAGUCAAAAUGCACGCACCGUCGACAAUGCACUAUAUAGACGUUUUAUAUGUCGUAAAAAAGCGAAUGGUUACAAAACCAUAGUACCUGGUAGUUGCUCGAGAUAUUACCAAUGUUAUAAUGGCGCCAGUGUGGAAUUGGAAUGUCCACGCUACUACGAUGCUGCGAAGAAAUCUUGUGUCGAUCGGAAUACUGGCUGUGUUGAAGAUAGACAAGCGUAUGCUGCCGUCGCAUUAGUUGAAGAAACUGGCCCGUGUGCAGGCCGAACUAGUGGCUAUGUUGUGGGUGACAAUCAAGCGUACUGGUAUCAAUGUAAUAGUGCAGUGGUUGACUCCGGUGUAUGUCCCAGUGGCCAGGAAUAUAAUUUAGCAUUAUUGAAAUGUGAUGUAAAAUCAUCCUGCAAUGGAACGGAUGAUUCUUGCACAACGACACCAGCACCGUGUACCACGACAACAACAACAUGCUCCACUACACCGACAACAACAACAUGCACCACGACGCCACAGCCAACGACUACAACAACAUGCACUACGCCAAGUACAACAACAUGCACUACCUUGACAACAACAACAUGCACCACAGCGACAACAGUAGCGGCCACCACACCCACGCCAACCACAACAACAACAACAUGCACCACACCGACAACAGUAGCGGCCACCACUACUCCACGCCAACCACAACCAACACCUACACACCACACCGACAACAGUAGCGGCACCACUACUCCACGAACCCACACCACACCACAUACAACAACAUGCACCACACCGACAACAGUAGCGGCCACCACGACGCCGCAGCCAACCACAACCACACCACAGCCAACAACAACAACAACAUGCACCACACCGACAACAGUAGCGGCCACCACGACGCCACAGCCAACCACAACCACACCACAACCAACAACUACAACGCCUGCACCAACUACCACAACAACAACACCAUGCACCACACCGACAACAACAGCGGCCACCACUACUUCACAGCCAACAACUACAACAACAUGCACCACACCGACAACAGUAGCGGCUACCACUACUCAGCAGCCAACCACAACCACACCACAGCCCACAACUACAACACCUUGCACCACAGCGACAACAACAACUAGCACCACUACUCUGACAACAACAACGUGCGCCACUACUCCGACAACAACAACAAGCACUACUACUCCGACAACAACAACAUGCACCACACCGACUACAACAGCUUGCACCACGACUCCAGAACUAUGCACAAUCCCACCAACCACAUGCGCUCCUGCUGUCACUAAUAAAGAUAAAGAGGCCGCAGUCGCAGCUAUCGAAGCGUUAAAGCCAAAUGUUUAUGUGCGCCCAGCUCAGGAAUCUGCCAAGCCUAUGCAAGUUCUACCACCGCAAUCACACCAGUCUAAUGUAGACUUAUACGUACAAUACGCUUGUCGUGGCAAAUCGAAUGGUUUUAUGUUGGCCUCAUUGAGAAGUUGCAGUGAAUUUUACAUUUGCCAUAGCGGUGAAGCACUGAAGGCUAGUUGCGGUGAUAAAUAUUUCAAUGCCCUGAAGGGUAUAUGUGAUCUACCUGAGAAUACUGGUUGUAUUCAACCAUAUCAACAGAAACUGUAA